Messenger RNA from Aphanomyces invadans, 603 nucleotides. RefSeq lists its product as hypothetical. The coding region runs from base 1 to 603 and encodes 200 amino acids. The transcript is spliced from 3 exons. The record is from RefSeq and is a predicted model, not a curated record. NCBI's taxonomy places the organism in Eukaryota, Oomycota, Saprolegniomycetes, Saprolegniales, Verrucalvaceae.
AUGGGCGAAUGGGACAGUGGAGGUGGUGAACCGACUGGUCUUACAGUACGUAUGGUCCGCGUGUUGUCCAGCGAGUUGAAGUUGCUUCAAUCUGCUUUGAACCACCAGCCGGCGGAUCGGCUGGGCGGUGUGCCAUCUAUCACGGCGAUUUUGGCUCUGCCAGCCAGUACAUCGGUGCGAGCUCUCUUCCACCCUCGGCUGAAGGAACAGGCCACGGUGGAUCGGCUGGCAAAGAGCCAGCAACAGUAUCUACAAGCGCAGUUGCUACCCCCGCAUGCCAUCAGCCUCCACCACGCCAGUCGCCUCAAACUGUACUCCGAAGCGGGCCGUGACGUUGCCGAGGAUCUCCUCGAGCAGGUUGCCUUUGGAGACAGCGGGUUCCAUGUUGAAGCUCUCAAGGAGAUCCGAGACAACGGCGGCCGCUUCGAGGUGCAUGUGCAGUGGAUAGGGCUGGAUGCGGCUGAGGCAUCCUGGGAGCCAGCAAUGACCUUGUACGAAGACGUUCUCCUGCAUUUUCGACGGUGGGCUAAAGCCAACGCGAAGAUGGAACUGAUGUCGUCGCUGGUCGCUGACGUGGAACGAGCGGUGGGGCAUCCACUCUAG